This is a messenger RNA of Epinephelus lanceolatus (giant grouper), 3340 nucleotides long. RefSeq names its product armadillo repeat containing 1 (gene armc1). NCBI's taxonomy places the organism in Eukaryota, Metazoa, Chordata, Actinopteri, Perciformes, Serranidae. Gene Ontology annotation, molecular function: protein binding; metal ion binding. The record is from RefSeq and is a predicted model, not a curated record.
GCGUUCACAUAACAGCUGUACCCAUUGAUGUGCCACAAAACCCAAACAGUGAGCACAGCUGCUAGCGACGGGACCAUAGUAAAGAAAGAGGCGCAGGCCUAGCGUUAGUUAAAUUGUCCUGUUACAGUUUUAUGGUGGCAUCGGGACUUUUUGUGACGUCGUUGUCGCAACUGUUGUAACUGAAGUCGAGUGGGGUUGUCUCAUGGUGUUACUAAAAACUGACAGAAAGAGUGAAGAGGUUGGUUUAAUGUGCGUGGCAUCAAGACAAGAGGCACCAUGAGUGCGGAGCUGGAUGCACUGGCCGUGGUGAACCAGCUGCGAGAUCUUGCUGCAGACCCCCUGAACCGAAGAGCCAUAGUAGAAGACCAAGGCUGUCUGCCAGGUCUCAUCCUUUUUUUGGACCACCCCAACCCACAGGUCGUCUACUCUGCACUAUUGGCCGUGCGCUACCUGGCAGAAUGUCGAGCCAACAGGGAGAAGAUGAAGGGCGAGCUGGGCAUGAUGCUGAGUUUGCAGAAUGUCAUGCAGAAGAGUACGUCACCCGGGGAGACCAAACUGCUGGCCUCUGAGAUCUAUGAGAUCUUGCAGUUAGCUGGUAAAGAACAGGCCGAGCAGGCCGAGGCAGCGGCUGCCUCCUGCCAGCGUAAAGCCCAGUUCUUCCUGGGCUCCAACAACAAGAGGGCCAAAACUGUGGUGCUGCACAUUGAUGGACUGGAUGAUCCUACUCGAAGGAGCCUUUGUGAGGAGGCGUUGCUGAAGAUUCGAGGGGUCAUCAGCUUCACCUUCCAGAUGGCUGUCAAGAGAUGUGUUGUCAGGAUCCGCUCCGACCUUAAAGCUGAGGCGUUGGGCACAGCAAUCAACUCCACCAAAGUAAUGAAGGCACAGCAGGUGGUGAAGACUGACGAUGGAGGAGAGCUGAUUUUGCCAUUCCAAGAGGGCUCCGUGGUGCCGGUAGAGGAGAACACCGACAUCCCAGACUACCUGCCCGAGGAGGAGAGUCCGUCCCAGGAGCAGGACAAAGCCGUCACGCGCGUAGGCUCCAUCACAGACGGCAUGGGCUGGCUCAGCACGGCCGCCAACUUCCUGACACGCUCCUUUUACUGGUGACCACUUCCUGUGUCUCUCUCUCUCUCUCUCUCUCUCUCUCUCUCUCUCUCUCUCUCUCUCUCUCUCUCUCUCUCUCUCUCUGCUGCCUGUCUCCUCUAAAGUACCAUCCAGCUGCAGCCUUAGCGUCUCUCAGCCUCGCCCCGGACUAAGCCCUGCCUCACGGCCCUACACUAGUCUAGACUCCCCCCUCUCUCUCCGCUAAGCACACAGAAGCCGGCCAGAUGUGUGCGACAAGUGCUGGACUGCCAAGUGGAACUUGCAAUAACUUAAACUUGUGUAUAUACUGAGCUACAAAUCCCACUACUGGCUAUAUGUGCACAACUAUAUACUAGCUGCAUAUGUAUCUCACAAGACAUAGCCAGAGGACUUCAAAUCAGCCGAAACCAAAUAGCAUUCUGGAAAUGUGUAUGGCUGCAUGGACAGAGUUGAAAUGUGGCAGGCGUAUUUAAUUAUUCUGAGGCUGAUUUUGAUUACGUUGAAAGUUUUUUUGUGCAUGAUUUUUGGUUGCUUCCUCAAAUUGUCCUCUUUACGAUACAUUAUUUCCAUCUUUAAUUUUCUAAUUAAUUUUGUCUUCCCCCUUCAGUUUUAUUAGCAUGCUAUGAGUCUUUUGUGCCAAUCUUGCCUGAUGCCUAGAUCUGUGACUAUUGUGUGUGCCUUUUUUGACAUUUUACUUUAAUAUUUUUCCAUCAGUCAUUCAAAUAAUUUAAGAGCUCCGAGCAUGUCAGAUGUAACGCUCCCAGGUGGUCCUUAGCAGCAGCAGCUGGCCUCCCAUAGCUUGUAGCUGACUGAGGUACGUCUCUAUAGUAGAAAUAGAAAACUAGACACCAGCAAGAGGCCACAGCCCAUUCAGCCACUGGCCCACAUGCAUUAUACUGUUGCAUCCUCAAAGAAGAACUCCUUAGCUGAUCAAUAUAACACCCUUCCCUGCGUUUAGCUGGACUCAUAGACAUGUUUCUAUGGCUGGACUCCUCUGAUGAUGCUAUAAUGCAGGAAUAAAAACCCAAUGUGAGCUUGCAGAAGCUGUGAGUUGACUGACAGCUCCUUGUGUUACUUCCACAGACUUUAGGCUACCUCUGCUUUCAGCCCUCUAUCUCACAUCAGCGUUAAAGUCUUCUGUAGUUUUAGUAAAACUCUUACUCAGCAUGUGGAAGACAAACCUGUUAGCCGCCUGCUUGUCAAACGUUUCCCCGUGUUACCCAGACUCCCACUGGACAUCUUUUUUUUUUUUUUUUUUUUACAGUAUUGUAGCCUCACCUGUUUAGUUCAGUUUUCAGUUUAGCCAGCAGUGUCCUUAAAGCAAAGAUCAUGUUGGUGCACGCUCACACACACACACAAACAAACACACACACAUACAGUACAGAGGACUCACUAAUGCUGUCACAUGAGCAGUAGUGGGAUACUGGAACAAGGAUGUGGUUAUGUACAUUUUGUAUAUGGUGCCUGAUUCCCUAAAAUCUCAGACCUUACAUGUGAAGGAAAAUUUUGUUUUUGUAAUACUCAUUUGCAUUUUAUGUCACAAAAUAGGAUAACAGCAGCUAAUGCUAACGCUCUUAGCUCCUUUUCUUUAGUCUUUACAACCCGUGACUCACACCAGGUUUAAUUAUUAUCUCCUCUGACUUGUGUGAGUGUCAUUAACGAUUAUUAUAUACAGUGCUGACCGGGCGACUUUUAUUGUUCUGAUGGUGCAGAGACGUCACAGUUGGUUGAGGUCAAACGGAUAGGAGAAUGGGACAGAACGACCUGAGUAAUCUGAAUUGACGGUGGCUAUUCUCUGGAAAAAGCAAUAAUAAUGUUUUGCAUUAAGUGUAGUCAUCAUAGAUCAGCCUUUAAAAUAAUGUUUUUGAAUAAAAGUUAUUAGUUAAAAGUCAGGAUUCUCAUCAGUAUUAAAAUUUCUUCUUUAUUUGUCCGUUUUUGCACAGAUUUAAUCUCUAAAUUGCAUCUUGUAAUUUCAUUUUUAAUAUUUGAUGACAGCUCAUACUGCAGAGAAAUACUUGAACAUUGUUUCUUAGAUCUGUUCUUAUGCAUUGAUUCAAUUGUAAAUUACCCACCGCUGUUAGAUUAACCACAUCUGUAAGGACAACAUACCACAAAGUAAGUCCUCAAAAAUGUAACUUCAUGUGUACAGACUUCAUGUGUCUGUCAUCAGAUGUAAUAUAAUGUAACACAGAUGUUAAAGCUGUAGAUUCCCUUACACUGUUAAUGCAAACGAUGAUAAACUUAAAAUCAAAAUGUG